CGCGAAGACGUUGACUAUCGCUUGGACAUUCCCAGCUGAUUCUGUUUCGUCGCUAUAGUGUUCUUGCCUGUGCAAGUCGUUUCGUCUUCCAAAUCAUCCGAUUAUAAAGAUGACUGGAACUGUAUCUUUUGGAGUUUUCGCCUUAGCGCUGACAGUGACAAGCUGCUUGGCGGCAAUCAAUGAAGUGAAAACCAACAACCCCGUUACACAGAAGCCUGGUCGUUUCCUCAGCUUGCCUGUCCCUCAGAAAUGUAGUCAAAGACCGAAAGAAUUCACGUACAAAGGACGUAAUUACUUCUACAGUGGACACACACAACAGUACAAGACAUCGAAAGUAGAUUGGUUAGAAGCAAGAAAUAUCUGCCGAGAAUACUGCAUGGACCUCGUGUCGAUUGAAACUCAAGAAGAAAACAAUCUCAUCUUCCGACUUAUCCAACAAAACGACGCGCCGUACAUCUGGACCAGCGGGCGGCUGUGCGACUUCAAGGGCUGCGAGAACCGGUCGGACCUGGAGCCGAAGAACGUGAACGGAUGGUUCUGGUCGGCCACCCGGGGCAAGAUACCGGCCACCAACCAGACGCCGACCGGCUGGACGUACAGCCCGUGGAGCAAGAGCGGCCACAAGAAGACUCCGCAACCGGACAACGCCGAGUUCGACAUCAACGGCACGGUGGAGUCGUGCCUGAGCGUGCUGAACAACGUGUACGGCGACGGCAUCGCGUGGCACGACAUCGGUUGCUAUCACGAGAAGCCUUUCGUGUGCGAGGACAGCGACGAGCUGCUCAACUACGUGGCCGCCACCAACCCGGGACUCCAACUCUAAUCGUCACCUCCUUCCCCCUUACCCUUACCCUCACCCCAUCACUCGCGAUCAACCCAACACACACACACACACACACACACACACACACACAAGCUCACCGAUACGCAAACAGAAUAGCAAACAAACGGCAGGACGAGCGGCGGCAGGACGUCGAUGCGCCGCGACCUAUGGCGUUAUAUAUAAACAUAUUAAAUUAUAAAUAUUUUGAUUCGUUGGACGGGGGGCGCUGGUCUAUCGUAAAUUCGAUUCGGGAGCGUCCGCGACGGAGGGCGCCGGGCGCCGGUCCAAGCCGAAGUUAAGAUCGCGCAACGCGGAUCGACGCCGCGAGCGCGUCUCGUCUCUGCACCUCGGUCAAACGUCGUUCGAUUAGUGAGACGUCUGGCGCAGGGUUCGCGUCGACCGUCGGCUGCAAGUCGCAAAGGUUCCCGUCGCGUGUGAUCGCACACAAAUGCCAUUCCAGUUUUCUUGUCACGUCGCGCGAUUCGCGUUCCCUGCGAACGACCGCCGACGGCGGCGGCGCGCAGAAAUCAAAUCCGCAACGCGCGACGAUAUUAUACGGCUGUUGUGCGCGUCUCGAGUGUCGUUAAAGUCUCCGACGACACGCGUAAAAAAUGGUCUCACGGGACUCGGUCGCACUCGAACACGCGACACGCGACGCGCAUCUCGCCCCGUCUCGCUCUGUCCCGUCCCGCCCUUCAACCGAUAACCGCUGUUCAUCGUCAUCGUCCCCCCCCCCCCUCAUAUGUCUAUAGUACUAUAUUUAUACUGUCGUACGUGCAUAUAUUAUACGUCUAAGUUUAUUAUUAAUAUAAUUAUAAUUAUUAUUAUUAUUAUUAUUAUUAUUAUUUCUUAUUUUUUUACGGCUGAUGUAUUUUUCGGUUCACUAGAAUUUAGGCACGACUACAGUUGUCGCGACGUAUCGUUCGUUUUUUCUGUAAAACAAUAUGACUACUGUUUUCGUAUGAAUAAACGUUCGGAUGAUACGCA
Molecule: messenger RNA, 1810 nt
Organism: Melanaphis sacchari
Lineage: Eukaryota; Metazoa; Arthropoda; Insecta; Hemiptera; Aphididae
Gene: slf
Exons: 4
Coding region: 110-823 (237 amino acids)
Source: RefSeq, a predicted model, not a curated record